AUGGCGUCUUCACCCCUCGUAAUGCCAUAUUACCCUGGGUUCAUUACCGUUGGCUGUUCUGGAAUAAUCUGUAAGGUAGGGGACUCCUACAUCGUCAAACACCCCAAGUUAGCACCCCCGUCAGCCCAGCAACGGGAAGCAUAUAACGAAAUGCAACUGGAGAUGAUCGGAAUUGAACGCCAGAUAUAUGAACGACUGGGUCAGCAUGACAGCAUCAUCCAGUACCACGGCCCUUUGGACGACUCUGGGGCGAUCAAACUAGCCUAUGCAAAACAAGGCGACCUUGAAGACUACAUACCAAGGAACAAGAUGCCGUCCAAAGCAGUACGGAUAGCCUGGAUCCGAUCUCUAAUGUCUGGAUUUCAUCACAUCUACUCUAGCAAAGUGCUUCAUUAUGACAUCAAGCCAAACAACAUCCUCAUUCACGAGGGUUCAGUCAAGAUCACUGAUUUUGGCAACGGCCUGAUCUUCCCUCUUGACACGGACAUGGAGAAGGUCUACACGGAAGACCCGCAUGCGAAAGUAGACUUGUCAGGAAUCGGUUGUGUGGUCUAUUCAAUUUCUGCAUGGAGGGUGUUCCAUUAUGAAUAUUUUGAAGAGGACCGUUUCCCGCGUCCGGAUGAAGUUCCUGAUACUGAGGCGCUGGUGUACCGUGAAAUCAUCGACAAAUGCUGGAGAAACGAAUAUUAUUCUAUCCGGUCCCUAUAUGAGGAUUUCCAGAAACAUGAGAAGGAGAUUAUCAUUCCGGACCUGGAAAAGGAUGGAAAACUACGGAUGGAGUUCAUGUUGUGGUUCUGUGCCGUUCCGUCUCUCUUGUUUCUCUCGGGCCAGUUUCUCGCAGACUUUCGUUGA
Microsporum canis CBS 113480 is the source of this 852-nucleotide messenger RNA. RefSeq lists its product as hypothetical. Gene Ontology annotation, biological process: protein phosphorylation. Gene Ontology annotation, cellular component: cytoplasm. Gene Ontology annotation, molecular function: protein serine/threonine kinase activity; ATP binding. The record is from RefSeq and is a predicted model, not a curated record. Bases 1 to 852 code for a protein of 283 amino acids. The transcript has a single exon. Lineage: Eukaryota; Fungi; Ascomycota; Eurotiomycetes; Onygenales; Arthrodermataceae.